AUGCCGUCGUUGAGCCGCAACAGUUGUUUUCUUCACGCGCCAGUGAGUGCAGUGGCUGUCGGCUCGCAGUGUAUUUGUUUUGCGGUCGGGAACCGUGUGCUGGCGGAUGCGGCGGACGUUGGCGGCAAUUGCGACGUUGAGGUGGUGGCGGAACUUCCCCACGGAGCAGUGAUAACGGCGCUUGAAGAGCAUGCCGUGAGUGGCGCCAACGGCGAGGUGAACGUCAUGCUUCUGAUUGGCAGCGGCGAUUCUGUUUUUGUCGCCAACAAUUUUAUGCGGAAGGAGCAUCCGGGUGACCGUCGCCUCGCACAAUUCGUGCUGGGCGGCAUGGCAAGGGUCCUGCGUCUUCGAAGUCUCGGAGCGGGUGGCGGUGUCCUGGUGGUCACGGCGAUGAACGCCGCGUACCUCCUCCGCGAGGAAGCCCUGCUUGCGGCGCGUGCGUUGCCAGCGGCGCCUUUGCUGGUGCGGCAUGAGGCGACUGGGCUGGGAGUCGCGCUUGCCGCGGAUGCCGUUGUCGAGGGCGACAGUGCCGCCAUGACGGUUUUUACCGGCACGUACGCCGGAUCGAUUGCAGUUUGGCGUGUGCCCGUCGCGGGCUCUCGGAGGCGUGUGCGGAGGGCGUGUGCGGAGGAAACGGGCACUGCGCGAGGUGUGCUCCAGCCUCUCUCGUGGAUCAACGCCCAUCGCCCCGGCUGCGCCGUGUUUGCAGUGAAGGCCAUUGCCUUGAAAGACGGCGCGGAGGCGGACCACGUGCGUUUCUGCGUUGCCACCUGCAGUGAUGAUCGCACCGCGACGCUGUACGUCUCCAGCGGUGCCCCCGCCGCCUCCGGCGUGACAAAUGGGACGAUGUGGAGCUGCUGUUGGCGCGGCGCCGGUGCGUCCUUCUCACGGCGACGGGUCUUCGACGUCUCGCUGCUCCUCGCUGCAGAAGACGACGGGAAGCUGCUUCUCGCCACAGGCGGCGAGGACGGCAGCGUGCACGUCUUCAGCUUUUCCUCUCAGCGGCUUCUCUGUGCAACGGCGGCGGCGCCGGUGGAGCCAGUGCGGCUCCUACAUCGCGGACACCAGCACGAUGGUCGCGGCGUUUACAAAGUUGCCCUCCUACGCAGCCGCGCCUCCGACGCCUCCGCAGUGGUGUCGUGUGGCUUCGAUGGUGCCGUUCAUUACACCCCGCUGCCACCCUGCCCCGCGCGACGGGGGAUGAUUCUGUCGCGCGCCCUGCGGCCCAGGAGACACGUGCGCGGUGUGAUGUGCGACAACGAGGGAAGCUUGUUGGCGUGCACAGAGGACGAACUCAUUGUUCUUCCACGAGACGCGAAGGCGAAGGAGCGGCGGCUGCCAAUUCCUAUAGCUGAUGCAAAGAAGGACUUGCCCUCAUGCAUCAGCGUAGCCGCGGGGCCGGGCUGGGGGCGGCGACAACGGUACCUCCUCGCUCUUAUUGGUACCACUGGUGGAAAUGUGUACGGCAAGUGGUACAGUUCAGCUGGAACUCAACCGCGGUGCCAAAAGGAGGACGAGAGAGAAGAAGAGGAAGAAAUGCAAGGCACCGUCGUCCUGCUCCAUGCAUCAGCGUCGCGUGCAUCCAAGGUUUUGCUCGUGCGCGGGAUGCUUUGGCGGGAGCGGGUGUUGCUUGUCAGCAUUCACGUCAGUGGGGCUCUCCUUGUGUUGGAGGUCGAUCCCCUGCUUAAGGCGGCCGCAACGGUGUGGAUGACUUGUCAGUGUGCUGGAGUGCAAACCACAACGCUAAGCACGUGUAUGCUGUCACCGCGGCGGGAGCCGCAAAAGGAAGAAGAUGAACAACAGCAAAAACAGCAACAAUGCCAGGAUCAAGAGCUGCAGCAACGGUAUAUUUGCCUCUUCAUGGGCGACGAGGAAGGUGGUCUUUCCGUGAGUGUUCUCCACACGAGGGGGGAUGCACGCACAAACACAAAACUGCUGCCCCGCGAGCGCCUAUUUCAGGGUCCAAUUGCGUCUGUCAUACAUGAGGCACGGCAUGUGGGCGGCCCCUGUGACCGCGUCACUGUGGUAUCUGCGCAGGGUGAAGUGCGUGUUCUUCUCCUGCGGGCUGGGGGUGAAGGUGUUGAUGUCCUUCCGGUGUCGUGUCCGCUGCGGCUGCCGUGGCGCAUUUCUUCCGUUCUCGCCUGUAGCGAGACCGUUGCCGUGACACUGUUUGGAACUGACAUCUCCGUCUACAGGCGCCAGACAUCGCGUUUCGGCUGGUACCUGGCUGCAGAGUAUCGCGGCGUAAAGGCCCCUCGGCUGCUGUCCGCAACUAUUCCAGCCAAGGUUUCUGGCGAUUCUGACCUCCCUGUCUUUGUCGGUCACUGCUCGGAUGGUGUGCAGGCUGAAUGGUUCGUCUGCGACGCGUCGAGCGGUACGCGCGUUCUCUUUGGUGGCGCCAUUAUUGGUCGUGAGUACAACGCCGUCCUCUUUCUUCCCAGUCCCGCGUCCGCCGUCGUAUGUGGGGGUGAGAACUCGAUGCUGACGGCGUUGUCGCUCCCAAACUCUUCACAGAUGGGCAUGGAGGCCCCUUUCACGAUGACGGGCCCCCACGACUCAAAUAUUUUGGCAAUGGCGACUUGCGCCGCCACCGGCGACGGUGGCAGUGGUGUGCGCUUUGUCACCGUCGGGGGUUUGGCGACGCUGGCACUGUGGGAGUGGUCCAUCCGCCACAGCUGGCGCGUCAUCGCCCACGUGGGCCAGCACCUGGAGGCUGCCGCUGGUGCUGAGGCGGAGGGCCGUGGGGUUCCGCGGUUUUUGUCGGUCUGCGUGACGUCUGAGGACAUCGUCGUGGGAGGCAGCGAUGGACGUGUGCGGGUGUUUUCCCUCACGGAGGGCUUGCAGCUGCGUCGCACCGUGUCGCUCUGCGCCCCCACGCCGAAGCCGGUGAUGGCGGCGGCCACGCUGAGCGCCGAAGAUCGACUUGUGGUCGUCGCUGACACGAACGGGGUUUUGGGUGUCUGCGGUGCGGCGGAUGGAACCGUCACGGCACGCCUCUCGUUGGCCAAAGCCGCCGUAAACGCCGUCGCCGUGGGACCGCAGAUUGGGACUCGGUUGCAGCAGCAGGGUGGACCGGCGGAGGCGAAGGGGGAGGCGGGAGACGUCUUCGCCGUGUGGCGCGUGCUGGCCGCCAUGGACUCCGGUGACGUCGCACUUUUGCACGUGGGGGUGUCGGCAAUCGUUGUUGUGUGCGCCGUGCGCGUCGGCCUCACCGCCGCCCGCGGGGUACGCUGGCUCCCCGGGCCCCCGCAGGACAACGACGGCGGCGGUGAGACCGCCGUCGUGGUCAACGACGAGCGCCUGACGUGCCUUCACACAUGUGAGGCGGCCGCCGCUGCGAGACGGGCGGAGAUGCUCCGCGUGGCGUGGCAUACGCGCGUGAAUGUUCGCGGCGUCAGCGGCCUCGCCGUUGCAUCCCUGCCGAGGCAGUCGCUGUGUGCGGUGGUGGUGGGGGAGGGCGUUGAGGCGAUUCCGCUACCCGCGGACGGCGGCGCGCUAGAAAGGAGGCGGGAAAGUCUACAGAUAAGUGUGAACGGCGUCAGCGGAGCCACAGUCACCACGUGA
This is a messenger RNA of Trypanosoma conorhini, 3564 nucleotides long. RefSeq lists its product as uncharacterized. The transcript has a single exon. Gene Ontology annotation, molecular function: protein binding. Gene Ontology annotation, cellular component: cytoplasm. The record is from RefSeq and is a predicted model, not a curated record. The coding region runs from base 1 to 3564 and encodes 1187 amino acids. Gene Ontology annotation, biological process: tRNA methylation. NCBI's taxonomy places the organism in Eukaryota, Euglenozoa, Kinetoplastea, Trypanosomatida, Trypanosomatidae.